AUGGAGAAUAACUUUGGAAACCCCUCAGAUUCUCGGGGAAAUCCCCCAUCUCUGGUUCCACUGACCAUUCCAACCUCCCCUGCCGACCAUCGCACACUUUCAGCAGCGAACGCCAUACCCUCUGGCUCACCUUUCGCUUCCCACACACCUUCCACGGCUUAUCCAAGCCCUCUAUCAGCCACCACCCCAUCGGCCGCUUCACAUACACCUCAAACAGUCCAUCUCGAACCUCCCGAGGUGGCUGUUUCAUUCGCCAGCUCAUCGACUGCUCUAUAUGCACCCAAUACGCACCCUCCAACAAUACCUCCUCUUCCGGAACGUAAAUGCGGCUGCCCAAAAGGGAGCGCGAAAAUCAAGCCGGUGACAUACAGCCCGCGUCGAAUACUCGGACGGCCUCUUUGA
This is a messenger RNA of Laccaria bicolor S238N-H82, 402 nucleotides long. RefSeq lists its product as uncharacterized. Lineage: Eukaryota; Fungi; Basidiomycota; Agaricomycetes; Agaricales; Hydnangiaceae. Bases 1 to 402 code for a protein of 133 amino acids. The record is from RefSeq and is a predicted model, not a curated record. The transcript has 2 exons.